Messenger RNA from Brienomyrus brachyistius, 1440 nucleotides. RefSeq names its product cathepsin H (gene ctsh). Lineage: Eukaryota; Metazoa; Chordata; Actinopteri; Osteoglossiformes; Mormyridae. Bases 77 to 1066 code for a protein of 329 amino acids. The transcript is spliced from 12 exons. The record is from RefSeq and is a predicted model, not a curated record. Gene Ontology annotation, molecular function: cysteine-type endopeptidase activity. Gene Ontology annotation, biological process: immune response. Gene Ontology annotation, cellular component: lysosome.
GUCCAAAAAAUAACCGGGUCACGUGACCUGAACGAAAUUCAAGUUCACUUCCUUGUACUUCAAGCGGAGGGCAACGAUGAAAGCUGCUGUACUUUUUCUCCUGUCUUUUCUGCACUACGCGGAUUUUUCUCCGUUGUUUUCGGAGAAAGAUGAGUAUCAUUUUAAGUCAUGGAUGUCACAGUACAACAGAGCUUAUGACCUGGAGGAAUUUUACUACCGACUACAGAUAUUCACAGAGAAUAAGAAAAAAAUUGACCGUCACAAUGCAGGAAACCACAAAUUCACAAUGGGAUUGAAUCAGUUUUCUGAUAUGACGUUUGCUGAAUUCAAGAAAUCCUUCCUACUAACUGAGCCACAGAACUGCUCUGCCACAAAGGGUGGUCACAUGACCAGAGAUGGUCCUUACCCAGAUUCAGUGGACUGGAGAAAGAAAGGGAACUAUGUGACACCUGUAAAAAAUCAGGGUUCCUGUGGUAGUUGCUGGACCUUUUCUACCACGGGAUGUCUUGAAUCCGUCACUGCAAUAUCUACAGGAAAACUCCCCCUUUUGUCUGAGCAGCAGCUGGUGGAUUGUGCCCAAGCGUUCAAUAACCACGGCUGCAAUGGUGGACUUCCGAGUCAGGCCUUUGAAUACAUCAAGUAUAACAAAGGACUCAUGACGGAGGAUGACUACCCAUACACAGGAAGAGAUGGCACCUGCAAGUUUAAUCCUGGGAAGGCAGCUGUUUUUAUAAAGGAAGUUGUGAACAUAACCAAAUAUGAUGAGAUGGAAAUGGUGGACGCCGUGGCGAGAUUGAACCCUGUCAGUUUGGCGUACGAGGUGACUUCUGAUUUUAUGCACUACAAGGAUGGUAUAUACACCAGCACUGAAUGUCAUAAUACUACCGACAUGGUGAACCAUGCUGUGCUCGCCGUGGGUUACGGUGAAGACAAUGGCACCCCCUACUGGAUCGUGAAGAACUCAUGGGGAGCUAACUGGGGACAAGAGGGAUAUUUUUACAUCGAACGUGGGAAAAACAUGUGCGGCCUGGCAGCUUGCUCAUCUUACCCCCUGCUUCUGGUGUAAAAUGUGAAAUCGUUAUGAAGGAGAUAUAAUUGUUAUGAAUGGAUGAAUCAUGUAUGCAUCAUUAUUGUAACAAUGCUGAGUUUAAAGUCUCAAAUUGUUGUUGAUUCCUUUCUAGAUUUAUGAUACAAAAGGGAACAGUAACCAACGUGAUUACACAUACGCGACGUGAUUACAUGAUACAAAUGAGAUUGAUAAUACAAGAAAAUCCUGAUGUUAAAUAUUUAAUAGAACACGAGACCUACGGAAAUUAUGCGACAUAAUUUUGGGAUACUGUUUUUUUUUUUCUUUAACAGCCCGUUUGUUAAAAUAAUUACUGGACAGGUUGCAGCAAUGUUGCUAACUGCUGUUUACUUAAUAAAUAUAUCAUUUACAUA